Poecilia latipinna (sailfin molly) is the source of this 4783-nucleotide messenger RNA. RefSeq names its product lamin-A-like. Gene Ontology annotation, molecular function: structural constituent of cytoskeleton. Lineage: Eukaryota; Metazoa; Chordata; Actinopteri; Cyprinodontiformes; Poeciliidae. The record is from RefSeq and is a predicted model, not a curated record. The transcript is spliced from 13 exons. Gene Ontology annotation, biological process: nuclear pore localization; heterochromatin formation; nuclear envelope organization. Gene Ontology annotation, cellular component: nuclear envelope; nuclear lamina. The coding region runs from base 2471 to 4402 and encodes 643 amino acids.
GACAGAAAACGAGUCGGUAAAUAUGUUUCACCAGUGUGGGAACUUGAUCUUAAGGUUAAAUUUGAUAAACUUUAACUCAGAUUGUUGCUCCUGUUGUCCCUGUGUGUGUAUCUGAUCUUCUCCAGCAUCACAUGAGGCACAUGUUUCUGACAUUAGAUGACACGACUCACAAUUUAUCGCAAUAAUGAAGAAGGCCAGAGAGCAAAUAUUCAUUUUUCUGAUCAACAUCUAAAUAAUUGGGAAGAAAACAGUAUUUGUUCUAAGUUGAUGUUAGUUUCAGUUUCUUCUUUGGAUCACAAUAAAAACAAAACAAAAGGAAUUUCAAUUCACUUUAUUCAUAACUGAUUUCAACAAGAACAUUUGUUUCACAGAACAGUGGAAGAGAAACCAGAUCAUCCAAAUACAUCAAUACUAAUAUUAAAGCAAUACUACUGGAGCACAGUGAAGUUUAGAUUUCCAUGAGGAGAGAUAUAUCUGUGUCAUAUAAGAAUGAAAGGAAACUUCAGCAGUGAUAUUCUUUAUUCUAUUAUAUAUUCUUCACAGAUUCUAAGAUGAACUGAAGUCUGGGGAGGUUUUCAUGUUUCCUUUGACCAGGAACGCAGAGACUUUCCUUCCAGCGUCAUGUAGAGGAACAAACUCCACUGAACUCCUCCUGUUCUUUAUUGAAAAAUUAUGAUUUCUACAUAUUUGUUGAAAUCAUGUCAGUUUGUUCUCAUGUCACUUUGCUAAGACGAGAGUUUUAGCGCUGUCAAUCACUCUCAUGUACUUGCUGCUAAAUGUGCUAAUGGUGGACAAACAACUUACCGUUAUGUGACAUAAGUGGUGUCUGAAACUUAAAUAGUGAAAUAUAGCGCCACCUGGGAUUGUAGAGCCAGGACUAUUCAGUUUCAGUUUCAGGUCAGGACGACACAGAGAGGUGGAUUAUUACUUUUUAAAAAUAUUAUUUAUUUCCACAAAGGUUAAAAAUAGUCCUACAACAAUACAACCUAAGCAUAAAAGACAAUUUACAAACUGGACUAAAUACAUAAUAUAGAUAUAUUGCACAUUAGCUCAUCAAAGGUAAAUGGUAUCCUCAAACCCAAAUAACGAAACAUAAAAAAUUAUUAAUGCAAAAGCAUUGGAGCCCCCCAAAAACAUGCAAAGCAAACGAAUAAACAAAAUAGCAAAACGACUCAUGCAGCAAAAUUACAGAAAGGACUGAACCUGGUUGAGUCCUGACCUAAAUAAAAUAAAAUAAAAUAAAAUGAAAUUAUAACUGGAUGACAACUGAAAGAGGCCUGCAGCAGAAGGACGGGGAUAAAACAACGGCUUGUUCAGGAGGAAGCGGCUUUGGCGUUUCUGUGCCCAUCAUGCGGGUCGGGGGGGGGGGAAACGGACUUGGAGUGAGCCACGGCACAGAGCCCCAAACCUGCUGGACAAGGAAAGGACUUACCCCGGUGAGAGCAGAAGGGAGACCACCCAACCCGACCUCAGACCUGGACCCAAAACAGGCAUGAUCACUCAGAACCACCUAAAAACCAGACAAAAGGGAGACCACAGUGCCACCCUGGAGGGUUCAGCGCAGACACGGCCGAUCCAGACUGUGGUCCGCGGCUCAGAACCGGCACCGUCAUCUGAGGCUAUGCUAACUAGCCUAGCAUUCAUAGGCAGUGCUAAAAGCUAGUAGAGAGCCAGGGGGUUAAGACCCGCCCCCUGGCUCUGAUUGGUUACUUCCAGUUAGCCUGUGAGAAGGCAGGAGCUUGAUUUUGAUGCCAUGUUGUGACAUGACAGUUUCAACAAACAUGUAAAACAACAUGUUUCAUAAAAGUUACUGCAGCUUUAAGAGCUUCAACAUGGCGGGUCCUGGCAUUAGUGUCAGGUGAUCCCAAACAUCAGCGGACCUGCAGCAGAAUGACAGAAAGAGGGGAAAAUGAAGGUUCUGCAAUGUCCUAGUCAAAGUCUAUACCUCAGCCUGAUUGAAAUGCUGUAGUUUGAAGCAGUACUGAAGAGUGAAGCUAAAUUCCUCCACUGCUGAGAGUGACUGCUGCUGAAGGAGGGGUAGCCCCAUGUUUCACUUAAGUCUCUGUUAAAUAAACUUUACAGUCGACUUCAAAGAGAAAAAACUGGAAGAAUCAAGUCCAAGAGCUCCAAGAGGAGGAUUGUUUCCAGUUUGCGCUGACUCAGUUAGUGUAAUUAUAAACUCCAUCCUGUGUUUGGUUGAGCCCUGGUGACUCAUCCAUUCAGGCUCCCACAGCAGAACAACCACCUACCAAGUGCCAAAGUUGGGGCCAGCCUCCCUCCUCUCCACCCAUCUCAUUCUUUCCUACACGGGCACUCGCAUCCAUCUGCAGACGCUCAGUAACACACCCAGCAGCCAGGAGAACAGUGCUCCGGUCCGAAGACACUCAGAAGAACCAGCAAACAAGUCGGGGAAGAUCGACGAGUAGUUUCCGCUUCAUCUAGCAGGAUUUAGAAAAGGCUCUGAGGUGAAAUGGCGACACCCAAAAACACUCCCAGAGGCGGAAGCACCCCGCUGUCCCCCAACCGCAUCACGCGGCUGCAGGAGAAGGAGGACCUCUCCAACCUCAACGACCGUCUGGCCGUCUACAUUGACAAGGUGCGCUUCCUGGAGGCGGAGAACGCCGGCCUGCGUCUGCGCAUCACCGAGUCUGAGACGGAGGUGACCCGGGAGCUGACGGGCCUGAAGACCGCCUACGAGACCGAGCUGGCCGACGCCCGGCAGACUCUGGACUCGGUGGCCAAGGAGCGGGCGAGGCUCCAGCUGGAGCUGGGCAAAGUCAGGGAGGACCACAAGGAGCUGAAGGCCAGGAACACCAAGAAGGAGUCGGAGCUGGCGGCUGCCCUGCAGAGGCUCAGAGACCUGGAGGCUCUGCUGAACUCCAAGGACGCCUCUCUGACGACGGCUCUGGGAGAGAAACGCAGUCUGGAUGCGGAGAACCGGGACCUGAAGGCCCAGGUGGCGAAGCUGGAGGCCAGUUUGGGCGAUGCGAAGAAGCAGCUGCAGGACGAGAUGCUGCGCCGGGUGGAUGGAGAGAACCGGAUCCAGACGCUGAAGGAGGAGCUGGACUUUCAGAAGAACCUUUACUCUGAGGAGCUGCGGGAGACGAAGCGUCGCCACGAGUCCCGCAUGGUGGAGCUGGAUAACGGCCACCAGCAGGAGUUUGAGAGCAAACUGGCCGAAGCGCUGGCAGAGAUGCGCAGCCAGCAUGAGCUGCAGAUUAAACUGUACAAGGAGGAGGUAGAGAAGACCUACAACACCAAGCUGGAGAGCGCCCGUCAGUCCGCGGACAGGAGCAGCCACCUGGUCGGCGCCGCCCACGAGGAGCUGCAGCAGACCCGGAUCCGCCUGGAGUCCACGUCCGCCCAGCUCAGCCAGCUGCAGAAACAGCUGGCGGCCCGCGAGGCGAAGCUGAGGGAGCUGGAGGACGCCCUGUCGCGGGAGCGGGACACGACCCGCCGGCUGCUGGGGGAGAAGGACCGGGAGAUGGCGGAGAUGAGGCAGCGCAUGCAGCAGCAGCUGGACGAGUACCAGGAGCUGCUGGACGUGAAGCUGGCUCUGGACAUGGAGAUCUGCGCCUACAGGAAGCUGCUGGAGGGAGAGGAGGAGAGGCUGCGUCUGUCCCCCAGCCCUCCUCCCACCAGAGUGACAGGAAGCCGCUCCUCCACCUCCGUGGCCCACUCCCGCUCCAUCCACGGCAGCGCUCGCAGCUCCCCGGCAAAGAGGCGCCGCCACAACGACACCGACAGCGAGGCGUCCAGCUUCGCCGGCGGAGCCGUAGCGCGCACCCGCAUCACCCAGCAGGCCUCGGCCAGCGGGCGGGUCACUGUGGACGAGGUGGACCUGGAUGGGAAGUUCGUCCGACUCAGCAACAAGGCGGAUGAGGACCAGAAUCUGGGGAACUGGCAGCUGAAGCGGCAGAUCGGAUCCAACUCUCCGAUCAUCUUCAAGUUCCCGGCUAAGUUCACCCUGAAGGCCGGUCAGAGAGUCACGAUCUGGGCCUCUAGCUCUGGAGGAGUCCACAACCCUCCUUCAGACCUGCUGUGGAAGACCCAGAGCUCCUGGGGAACCGGAGACCAGUUCCAGACCACCCUGAUCAGCGCCAGUGGAGAGGAGAUGGCCAUGAGGAAGGUAACCCGCACUCAGUUUGAAGAUGAAGAUGAAGACAUGCAGGUGGCUCACAGCACCUGCGCAGACGGCGAGUACAACCUGCGCAGCCGGACCGUCCUCUGCGGCUCCUGUGGACUUCCGUCUGACAAAUCCAGCAACUGCUCCGUGUCGUCUGUGUCCCGCUCGUUCCGCAGCGGAGGAAUUUCCGAAGGAUUGGUGCCACAGUCGUAUGUGUUCAGCAGCAGCACACCUCGUAAGACUGGAUCCAGGAUGGAGAGCUGUCCGAUCAUGUGAACACAUCGACCAAUGAAGAAGUUUACAUUUUAUCUGAGUAGUGUGUAGAAAGUAUUAGCUUUUAGUUUUCUUUUUAUACUUUUAACAUUUUUCAGGUUGUAAUAAUUCUGACUUUUAUAUUAAUUUCCAUUGUGCACCCAUGCAUGCUUAAAGAUAUGACUUGACUUAUGGUUAAAAGUUUAGUUUUUCCUUUAAGAAAAACUAAGAGGAAAUGUUUUUGUAUGUUUUUUUCCUUUUAUAUUCAAUUCUGUUUCUGGUCUUUCAGCUUCAGUUAAAUCUGACUGGUGUCAUUAUCAGUAACAUUAUUUUAGCUAAACUGGGCUACAUAACUGCAGAAAAUGUAUUUUCCUGAUAUAAAUAAAAAUAUUUUCUAAAAAUUUA